AUGACCAUUUGUCCUGCCAGUGCCGGAGGGCAGGAGCCAGUUUCUGAAUUUGCCUUCAGGGGGCCUGACCGCAUCCUGGCCAGCCCCCUCUUCCUCCCUAAGUUGCCUUUGCAUCUUGUUUUGCUCCCAUCUUCCCCUUCCCUCGGUCAUGUGAUGCAGGAAGAGAGCGCAAAUGCUAUGGAAUGGGAGCAACUGCCAACAGAGACGCUGCGACAAGUGACCAUUCGCCGAGACCCUAUAUAUGGCUUUGGCUUCGUGGCUGGCAGUGAGCGGCCCGUGGUGGUGCGAUCUGUGAGGCCAGGAGGCCCCUCUGAGGACAAGCUCCUGGCUGGUGACCAGAUUGUGGCUAUUAAUGAGGAGGACGUGAGUGAAGCCCCCAGGGAGAGGUUCAUAGAACUCAUCAGGAGCGCUAAGGAAUUCAUCGUUCUUACAGUUCUGCACACUCAUCAGUCCCCCAAAUCUGCCUUCAUCAGCGCUGCGAAGAAGGCCAGGCUGAGAUCGAAUCCCGCAAAGGUCCGAUUUUCUGAGCAGGUGGCAGUUGGAGAAACAGACGCGAAAAUGAUGAAGAAAGAAGCUCUUCUCCUCAUCCCCAACGUCCUGAAGGUUUUCUUAGAAAAUGGGCAGAUUAAAUCAUUCACUUUUGAUGGCCGGACCACUGUUAAGGAUGUCAUGGUAACAUUACAGGACCGUCUUUCCCUGAGGUACAUUGAGCACUUCGCUCUGGUCCUUGAGUAUGCUGGGCCGGAACAGAACCACAAGUUCCUGCUUCUCCAGGACAAGCAGCCUCUGGCUUAUGUGGUACAGCGGACACACUACCAAGGAAUGAAAUGCCUCUUCCGAAUAAGCUUCUUUCCCAAAGACCCCGUGGAACUGCUGCGUCGGGAUCCCGCUGCUUUCGAGUACCUGUACAUCCAGAGUCGGAAUGAUGUUAUCCGCGAACGCUUUGGAAUGGACCCCAAGCCGGAGAUGCUUUUGGGCCUUGCUGCCCUCCACAUCUAUAUCACGGUCUCGGCCACUCGACCUAGUCAGAAGAUCUCGCUCAAGAAUGUGGAGAAGGAAUGGGGCCUGGAACCCUUUCUUCCCCCCUCCCUCCUACAGGGCAUCAAAGAGAAGAACCUCCGGAAAUCUCUCUCACAGCAACUGAAGGCCCACCAAACACAUCCUUCCAGUGGCACCAAGGGCUCUGCAAUUCAGGCAAAGCUCCAGUAUCUUCGAAUUCUGAAUGAACUUCCAACAUUCACGGGCGUUUUGUUCAACACUGUGGGCCUGGACGAGAAGCAGUCAGCCACCACUCUCCUGGUGGGACCCCGUCACGGCAUCAGCCAUGUUAUUGACCUCAAAACCAACCUCACCACUGUGCUGUCCGAGUUCAGCAAGAUCAGUAAGAUCCAGCUGUUCCGGGAGAACCAGGGCGUGGCCCGGGUGGAGACCAGCAUCAUGGAUGCCAAGCCUCUGGUGCUGUUGAUGGAGUGGCCCGAAGCCACCAACUUUGCCUGCCUGAUCGCAGGGUACUGCCGUCUCCUGCUGGACUCCAGGAAGAUGGUCUUUUCCAGGCCUGCCAGCCAGCCUCUUCCACCUCCAAUGAUCAAGGCAGAUUACAUGCACAGCGCCCACCGCCCUGUCCCUGGGGGCCACCUGGGGAAAAAGGAGAGUAGUUAUGUGGGCAGCAUGGGCACCAGCCCCAGGAAGUCGAGCCGCUGCACGCCCCCGCCUGCCGACUCUGAGCUUGUCAGCUUUUGCUACCUCCACAUGCGGGAACAAAGGAAGGAACAGGAAAGCCGGACGGACGUCAACGAGAACUUAAUCUUCUUUGAGGAGACCAGGCCCCGGACCAAGUCUGACCCCACGUCCAAAAGCUCUGGCCAAGGUUACGAUGUGAUCCCCGAUGACUUUGACGCAGCCAGCCUCGACCAUGAGCCUUGCGCCAGCAGGGCCCGGUCCUACACCUUGGACAAUUCCCUUGGGGCCGAAGCCCUGAAUUUCUACUGUGACUCUUGCAAAGCCAAACUCCAGGAGCAGCUGGGCCCUCGAAAAGGUGGGAGGCCCGGCUCCUCUCGUGACAAUAUGGUAGACUUGAUGUCCCUGCCACCGCCUGGGAGCGAAGAGGAGGAGGAGGAGGAAGAUGAGAGCACUUUGCUGUUGCCUGCCAUUGCCGCCCCCCCGCCCGGUUUCCGAGACAACAGUUCCGAUGAGGAUGACCCCAAGCGCCGGGCGGCCCAGAGCCACGAACAAGGACGCCACCUGCGUGGGCUCCUGUAUGAUGAGAUUCCAGUGACACUGAUCGACAGCGUGCAGCCCCGGACAGUCCGAGAUCAUGCCCAGGAGCUAGAUGAUGCCCUGGUGUCCACUCUGCAGGCUCUGGAAGCCCUGGCAGCCUCAGAGGAUGGACCGCACCCCCCACCCCCACAGACUGCAGGUCUGAUUGUGCUGGCCACAAUCACCCCUGAAUCAUCGCUGGACUCAGGCCACGAAACCAACUCUUCGGAGCUCACAGACAUGUCAGAGAUGAUGUCUGCCAUGAAGCAGCACCAGAACACCACCUACUUCCUGGCCCAGCACCUCAACAAGGAGAGCCUCCUGGCUCGCAAGGACCUGCCCUUCCGGAUCCAGAGCUGCGCGGCCCAGGCUGUGCUCACGGCCCCUUACUCUCUUGGGCGCCCAGAUCCCAACCCGGCCCUGCAGCCAGCUGUCACAGGCCAGAGUCCUGGCCCGCCUGGCGCUCGGAGGAAGCUGCCCCCGUCAGAAUCCCAGCCACCACAGCGAGAGCGAGCAUACGCCCUGGCCGUGCACCCAGCAUUGUCCCCACAGCUUAGUGAGCAGAAGAAUCUGAGCCUGCUGUCCCCAGUUCCUGAGGACAAAGGGCCUGGCCACACGAGGGCAGGCCUGGAGAUGUCACUGAGGGCAGCCACACCAUCCCUCAGUGAAGACCAGGUCUCUGAGCUAAGGGAGAACCUGCCCAAAGAAGUCAGGUUGAGCCCCAAGCUUAUCCUGGACCCGAAGGGCAGUGUGACCCCAGCGAUCAUCUCGGCCGCCCUCCAGCAGGUGGUUCACCCUAAGAGCCUACCUGCCCCUAGCGGGGCCAUAGUGAACCCUCCCAGCAGUGGGGAGAGAAGGCUGGAGGCCAGCAUGGGGAGGCCUGAGGUCAGCAUGGGAAGAUCAGAAGUUAGCAUGAUGAGCGGCAGUGCCAGUAAGAAUCUGAAGUUCAAAAUGAGCCCCGGUGCUCCAGAGACCUCCCGGAAUUCCCAGCAGCCGCUAAGCCCAGAGGACUCCUCUGGCUCCAGAGCGCCCACAGGCAGCCGGGCCGACAGCCUGCACCUCUCCCCACAAGAGGACCGGCUGCCUGGGCCAAGUUUCCCUCCUAAAACCUAUCUUGCACGAGCGAGUCGAGAGUCCCUGAGCAAGCCGUCUAUGGGGGAGGUGGCAGGCAAGGCCGGGCCAGAGGGGGCUAAGCCUGCCCUGCACAAGCAGGGCGCCGUCUCCAGCCAGGGGGAGAAGGGGCAGCUGGAGAGCAUGCCCCAGAGCAGCAAGAUCGAGGAGACCAGCCUGGUGCCCCGAGCCAGCUACUCCAUGGCUCUACAGAGCCCCAGCUGCCAGCCGCGAGGCCAGAGCCCGCUGAGGCCCCAGGCUGCCAGCCGGCAGGUGAGCACCAUGCCCUCCAGGAAGCUUGAGACAACCCUGGAUGGAGCGCACUCGGCCUCUGAAGGCCCCGCGAAGCCCAAAUCCUCCCGAGGGCCCUUCCGGCUACGCAAUUUAUUCUCUGCCACCUUCCCGACCCGCCAGAAGAAGGAGACCGAUGAGCGGCAGGCCCAGCUGCAGAAGGUAAAGCAGUAUGAGCUAGAGUUCCUCGAGGAACUUCUGAAGCCCCCCAGCCAGGGGGAGCUGCCGGGUACCGAGUACCUGCAGCCCCCCGCGCCGGGCCGCUGCAGCUGCCAGCUUCGUAGCAGCCCGGUGCAGCAGGGGCCGGGCAUGUCCCGGGAGCAGAGGCGCAGCUGUGACUGCAAGCGCAUCUGCCGGGGGGGCCGCCCUCAGGCCCCCCAGACGCCCGUGCCCGGCCUCCGGGGCCAGGAGAGGGACAGGGUCCCCCCGACCCAGAGGCAGCCGGAGGCCGGCGCAGGCCUGAGCCUCAGCAGCCCCACCAACGUAGGGCGCCUCCGCUCCACCAGCCUGGAAUCCCGGGAGUGCCGAUCGGACCCCGAGAGCGGCGUUUCCUGCCUGACCACGUGUGCCUCAGCGGGGGAGUGUCUCGGAGCUCCCAACUACCGAAAGCUGAUGCGCCGCUACAGUAUCAGUGAACUGGACCAGGGUGACAGGGCCUCGCUGACCUCAGACAUCUACCCACACCCACCCCUGGGCAUGCUGCCCAGGGAGGCCAAGGAGGUAGAGGCAGGCCUCCCCCUAGGCUUGGGUCCCAAAACCAAGUCCCUGGAGUCGCCAACCCUGGGAGACCCCUCAUACGUCCAGGUUGCUCCUGAGACCAAAGGCCCCAGACAGAUGGCAGUGUUCUCGCUGCCAGAAGAGGUGUACCGGAAGCCCGCUGAUCUGGACGAGGACAGUGAGAGUGGUAGAUGCUGCUCCAUCCGCUACUGCUUCUACUACCGCAAGUGCGACAUGGCGGAUGACGCCAGCGACGGCAAGGACGAGCUCUCCUACUCCAUCCCCAUGAAGAUUCUGCCCGGCAUGAAGCUGGACGAGCAGGUGGUGCCCGUGGUGAGCAGAACCCUGCAGGUGCUGGAUGCCGCCACCUGCAGCGGCAGCAGCCCCGAGGCCUCCCGCACCCAGGAGAUCGACCUGCGGGCAUCCACCUUCGAGGGGAGCCUGGCCAAGAUCAAUGCCCUGCGGGCCCACGCCUACGGCCUGCCCGACGGGUUCCUGGCUGCCAGGCUGGACACCAAUGAGCUGCUGACGGUCCUGCGCCAGUGCGUGGCCAGCCCCGAGGCCCGCGCCCCGAAGCCCUAUGUCUCUCAGAUCUCCGAGUAUAAGCUCGAGCUGGCUCUCAAGUUCAAGGAGCUCCGGGCUUCUUGCCGCCGCGUGGCCAACGUGGACAAGAGCCCGACUCACAUGCUGGCGGCCAUCACGGGCAGCUUCCAGGUGCUGAGCAGCCUCAUCGAGACCUUUGUGCGGCUGGUGUUCAUCGUGCGCUCUGAGGCCCAGCGCCAAGAGCUGCUGGCCAAGGUCGAAGAGGUGGUGAGGAACUACACCUUCCUACUGCGCGCCGCUGAGGAGUCCACCACCCGGAACCUUAACCAGCAACAGCAGCAGCCGGCCGCCGCGGCAGCUGUCGGGGCGGCCUCAGGGCACCCCCCGGGCUCCCCGACUCCAGCGACUGUUAUGAGCACAUUCACCCGCUCCUUAAAAACCCUCAUCAAGUAG
Molecule: messenger RNA, 5370 nt
Organism: Odobenus rosmarus divergens (Pacific walrus)
Lineage: Eukaryota; Metazoa; Chordata; Mammalia; Carnivora; Odobenidae
Gene: FRMPD3
Product: FERM and PDZ domain containing 3
Exons: 15
Coding region: 1-5370 (1789 amino acids)
Cellular component (GO): cytoskeleton
Molecular function (GO): protein binding
Source: RefSeq, a predicted model, not a curated record